Messenger RNA from Lymnaea stagnalis (great pond snail), 7127 nucleotides. Lineage: Eukaryota; Metazoa; Mollusca; Gastropoda; Lymnaeidae. The record is from the annotation of a GenBank genome assembly.
CGGGCGUUUAUUAAAGGUUUAGAUUUCUACAAUGAGAAUGAACAUAAUGAUGAAGGCAAUUAUAUGUGUAGUAAUUUGUUUCUUCUUUUCGCUAGUUGGUAAGUAAAAUAUGUGUAUCAACAAUAUAGUCAGAUACCUAAAAAGUUAAAUAUUGAUAUAUGUAAAUGUGGUUGUAGAAAUAUAGAAAUAUCGAUAUAUACAUGUCUUGAUAGUCAGCCUUGAUGCUGUUCGCUGACGAUGACGCCUUAACAUCUCAUACAGAAGGUCUUCAGGUGCUGGUUAAUCGUAUAUCAAACGCUUGUAAAGAGUUUAUACUAACAAUUAGUUUACAGAAAACACACGUCAUGAUGCAAGAAGUGUCAUUAUACUAAUGUUUAUUUUAAUGAGACUAAGGCCUAAACCUAAUAAUAUUACUAAUAAGCUAAUAAUACUAUGUAUUCUAUUAUUACUCAUUUAAGAUAAUAUUUUAUUGAAACAAAUUAUUUAAUCCUUUUAUUAUAAAUUAAAGACAACAAAAAAACAAAUUUAAAAUCAUCAAAGUAAUUGUUUUAGGACAAACUGGACGUACAAAAUUUACAAAAACAGUUUACCUUUGCGUUCAUAGACAUAUAUUUGACAUUUAUAAUAAAUUAAAGGUAUAGGAAAUUAGUUUUAUUAAACGAAACACUUGAAUAAUGUUAAAAAGUAAUACGAAAUUUGGUAGAUUCAUGAAAUCAUUAUAUGUUAGUUGUAGGUUUCUAAAUUUUAGACACGAAUUUGUUUUGUUUACAUAUGAAGAGGGAAUUCCUUCCAUCGACAAGGAGACACAUUUUUUCCAUAGAUUGCAAGUAGUCUGAAGAGCAGUCUAAAUGGAAAAUAACAGAACAUCCCCGUUAGCUUUUAAAAUUUAAUGGCUCAAUUACUGUUAUGCCUGUAUUAGUCUUAUCAUCUUAUACUUUAAGUUAUAGCCUAUUGUAGGUGAUAAGGUAGUGUUUAUUUAUAAUCUCAUUCAUGAAAUAUUAAAAAGACUUCUACUUACCUUUUAUAAAUAUAAACAUUUAUUUAAAAUUGAACCAAAGCGUAUAAUUCAUUUGAAUACCAUAAACAUUUUUUGCCUUAACCAUUUUUGUUCUUCCAUUUUUCAGUUAAUGUUUUUUUUUUUUGAACAUGCAUCCAAAUAAAAUUAUCUGAAAUAUCAAGUCUUAAUGUUAUGUAAAAGUUUAAUUUUUUUAAUGUGUUGCACAUUGCACUGAUAAUGUCUCCUGAAAAUCUGGUAGCAUUAUAUCUUUUGAAAUAAAAAAAAAAAUUUGUGGGCAAAAUAAGGCAGACAUUUGGAAAGUCGUUCACACGUUUUGGCAUUUAAAUACAAAGAUAAAGAAGGGGUUUUAAAAAUUCACCAACAAAUUCAUAACUUCAUUUCUAUAAAAGAUAGAAAGAUGAAAUUGGAAUUUUUGCAAAGCUUAUAAAUAGCCACUUUAAAAAAUGUAACAUUUAUUGAAAUUGGACAAAAAUAAUGAAAUUUCUAUCAAAGUACCUACAAGAAGCACUGACUCCCCCAAACAUAUUUAUAUUGAGGGCCAUAAUCUGUCGAUUUUUGAGCAUUUCUCAUACCUUAGAUCCAAUAGGUCUAGUUCUCUCUCCGUUGAUGAAAAGGUAAACAUCAGGAUCGCUAAAGCAGCAGCAAAUAUGACUAAACCGAAUAAGCGGGUGGGGAAUAAUAUAAAUAUAUAUGAAAAAAAAAAUAAGUGUCUAUCAGGAAUGUGUGUUUAGUACGCUAAUAUAUGGCAGUGAAGUGUGGACCACAUAUACCAGUCUUAAGUGGAAACUCAACAACUUCCAUCAAAGAUGUCUUCUUCGCAUUUUACGCAUUCGAUGGCAGGACAAGGUGCCUAAUACAGAGGUCUUGGAACGUGCAAAAAUGUUUAGUACAUUCUCCGCUCUUAGCAAAAGGCGCAUUCGCUGGUUAGACCAUGCAAUGAGAAUGGAGAAUGGCCGUAUUCUAAAUAUGCUGCUGUAUGGAGAGUUGGCAGAAGGGACUAGACUUAUUGGACAGCCACGCCUGAGAUUUAAGGACGUUUGCAAAAGUAGCAUAAGAGAACCCAACAUUGAAAUCAAUAAAUGAAAAAUCAUUGACGAACACCGCUCUAGCUUGUGAACAUGAUUUUAUGAAGGAGUCAAAAAGGCAGAAAAUACACGAAACAAAGCCCUCGCAACAAAAAGAACAACAAAGGAAAAAUCAUAUCCAGGAUUCAAUAUUGUCCUGCUAGAAAUGCAGCCAAGAUUGUCAUUCCAGGUUUCGCCAAGUGAGCUACUUGUCGAAGUGUACGACUACAUAGCUUCUCAAUCGUCUCGCGAAGGCGAAAGGAUGCCAUAUAUAUAUAUAUAUAGUAUAUAUUUUAUAGUAGUAGUAUAUAUAUAUAUAUAUAUAUAUAUAGUAUAUAUAUAUAGAUAUAAUGUUUUAAAUUAUAUGUCCAAAAUAAUAUUAAAUUUAAAGUUUCUUAUCAGUAAAAUAAAAACUAAAACGUGUAUCAUGUUUUAUAUUUGUUCCAGGUAAUAUGUAAGGCUAUUUCUCAAGUAAUAAAACCAUAUUUAUAUAAUGAUAUGUAUGUAUUAUAAAGUAGAUGAAAAUAUAAGUCUGCCUUUUGUGGAUUAUUUCAUUUUAUGUUUUAAUUUUAAAAUAAUUCAUACAUUUCUUAGAUAUUUUAGUGAAGGGUGAAAUGUCUUGCACUCCAGCUGAAGAAAACAAGAAUCACAACAUAAGCUUUACGCUCCCUAUUAAAGCAGAGAACAAUGAUAUCAGAAUAGAAUCAAUGUAUCAACAUAUUGGAACGUGUCACCCAAAAAGUCAAAUAUGUACAAAAUAUGACACUGAUAAAUUUAAAAUUACAUUGACCCAACAAAAAGAUGACCUGGCUGUUACAGUUUUGAUUUAUAACAUCAGUAGGAACCAUUUGGCAACAGAAAAGCCAUGGUUUAUCGCAUAUUAUGAGAAUUCAAUUAUGGACAAUAAAAGUAUAUGUAACAUAACUGUGUUCGGUAAGUAAAGUUAUGUUCCUAUCUAUUCUAAAAUAUGUUAAAACAUUACUUUUAUAUAUAAAAAAAUUAGUGUAUCUCCUAAAAGACCUACGCAGUUAUCCUUUUUGUUCUGGGAAACUUUAAUUACAUCCUAGCAAUAAAUUGUUCUAAAAUGCAAUACGGAAAUCUACAAUUAAAGCUUCGUAACAUGAGAGAUGAUUUAUAUUAUUUUGUUUCUAAAAGGUAAAGGAAAUUUUGAAAUAUUACUUCGUAAAUUCUAGAAUGGCAAUAAAUCAAAUUAAAUUUAAAUUCUAACUUUAAGGUAACCAUUACUUUAAUGGAUAUCGAAAAGCAAAAAAAUAUUUUCAAAUAUACACAAGUAAUUGACUACAUUCAUAACUGUAUUUAAUUGUAUAAUAAUUUCAGCCAGACCUGAUGACAUCCGAUGCUUUAACAGUAAUUUUAAUGACGUAUUCUACGUGACUUGUAUUGCGCACAAAAUCUACCCAAAAGGAAUCUGUCUUUAUCGGAUAAACAACGUGGGUGGAAAACAUACAAUUAUAACAUAUGUAUAUUAUGUUAUAAAUUUAAAUAUAUUUAUACAAAUGGCGUUUUAUUAAAUGUUUUCGCCUUUAGACAACUGAUCAGAUUUAUUAAAUAAAUAGAUAUGAAUACAAAUUAUAAUUGUUUUAUAAUUUGUAAUGGUACAUUUAAAAAAAAAAAAAUUGGCAUUAUUUUUUUUCACUUUAAAUACAAAAUUAAAAAAAAAAUACUUUAAAAAUGAUAUCAUAUUACAGACAAUUACUUGUACAAUUUUUUUACUUAUACAGGAUGAACCAAUAUUGACCGAAAUGUGCAGUACUAAGAUACACAGAGAUCCAGAUGUUUUCACAUCCAGCUGUACGUUUAGCUUACCUUUGUCAGAACUAAGUUCAGAAAAAUUUACAAUUAAUGUAACAAUGUAUCCAAAUGUUUCCAAUGAACAAUCAAAUAUGCAGUUUGGGACGGAUUUUUUACACUCAAUUAUAUUGGGUAGGUUUUAAUUGUUUAAUUUUGUUUUCAUUUUAUUAUUAUUUUUUUUCAUAUGUGUUGAUGUAACUUUUAAUUUGUUUUGUUAAGUGAUAUAAAUUAAGUCCUUAUAGCAAUACAUUAUUUAAGUUUUAAUUAUAUAUUGAGUUUUAUCUUCAUCUGCUAAUGAAUUUUAAUAUAACAAAAUGUUCUUUCAAAAAGUCGUCUUUGUAAAAAAAAAUUACCAUACUUUUUCUAAUAGCAAUAAAAGUUGCAAAUUUAUUUGUCAAUAAAACAUGUUUCAUUCUGACAUAUUAUACAGGUUAAUUAGUUAAUUAACUUUUUUAAAAAAAUCCUUUGCUCGCGUUUUUAUACUCAUUACCGUUAUGUUUUUUGACUAAUGGAAAGAUAAUCCGACUCUAAAUAUGAGUAAAUUAGAAUUUCAUGAAUAAAAUAUUUGAAAACGUGCGUCAUUAUAUUUUAAUAAAUAGUGGUUUGAGAACCACACAAACGUCGUACAUUCAAAAUAUCGCACGAAUGUCAUAGAGACUUGAAGAACAUACAUUUAUUUCAGAGCUAAAAAGAUUACCCAGCCUAAACCAAACAACACAGAUUAGCAAUCCUAUGAAGAUUUUUUUUUUGUUCAAAUUUUAAGAAAUUUAGAUCUUAAAUCGUAUAUAUUUUUGUGCCACAUAUAUUGGAUGCGUUCAGUUGUAAUAUUAAUCUUUUUUUUAACCAUUUUAGUGACUUUUUAUUAAAAAUGUUAUAUUUUAAAAUAUUUAAAUCUAUACAAAAUUAUUUGGUAUUUCUAUGAUUUCCUUUUGCCUCGUUAUUCUCAAAAUAAAUUAUAAGACAAAAACAUGCAAAACUAAGCAUAAACUGUUAUUUAGUGUUUAAUUUGCAAAUGUGUGUUCGUUUAUUGUAAUCUAGGUCCUCCAAAACUAAUAUACGCCAAAGAGAGCCACACACCAGAUUUUCAGACCAGCAAUUUAAAUGGCACCGUUUCAGUUGAAAUUAACAUGAUCUGCUUCCCGAGACCUAAAAGGUAUCAUUUAAUCAAAGAGGAUGGUUCCGAAAUUAAAUUUGAGAAGGUCAUAAAUGGUAAUUCUGCUUCGGAUGGCUACGUGAUAACACUCAAAAAAGAUGGCGAAUCUUCUUCCGUGACAUUGUACUUGAAUUUCACAAUUUUUAAGACUACAGAUUUUACACGAUAUCUUCUCAUUAUUGACAAUGGAAUAAGUCCUGGGCUUAAUUACUCUUUUUCUAUUGAGAAAGGUAUGUUAUUUAUGCAUGAAACACAACAUGCUUAUCCCUUUGCUGUACAUACACUUUAACUAUUAGGAAAUAAAUACAUAAAACUAAAAUAAAAGCAAUAGUUUAUCCUCAUUAUAUCCGAUUUAUUGAAAAUGCCAUAAGACCUAAACUUAUUUAUUCUAUUGCUUUAUUUAAUGUCAGUUUAAUAUAACUGAAAUUGAUAGACAUUUCAAUAUAUAUUUAACAAUAAAAUGUUUGAUAAAUUACACUUAAUAAUCUGUUUUGGUAAUUUUUUUUCUUCAUAUCUUGUACAGGCAGCAUCAAUGCCUCAAGUGUUCUUACAUUAGUUGUUAGUCUUGUGGCAUCAUUUAUUUUUGCUACUGGAUUGUGUCUUUGCUACGUGUGGUGUUGCUUGAAAAGAAAAGGUAUCUAUAUGUACGUUUUAAUUUUUUUUAUUUAGACCAUUCAAACCUUUUGAUAAUAAAAUAACUUAUCUCAAUAUUUCAAUUUAAUACAAUAAUUUGUGGAUGAUUCUAUAAGAUAUAGAUAUGUAUAUAUUUAUUUAUAUGCACACAUAUAAGUGUAUAUAUGUUAACUUUUUUUGUUUACAUAUGCUUCAGAAAAGCUAUAUCCUUGAUUUUGAAAAAUGUGUAGAAGUGUAGGUAAUAUUAUUUUCUACAGUAUUUGUUAUUAUUUUUAACGUUCUCUUUAGACGGAAAUAGGAUAAAAUCACAACAUCUCUACGAAGAUGGAAAUAUUGAAGAACGGCAAGUUGAUUCUAUUGACGGCAAUAACGCGGCAGAUGUAGAAAACGUGGAAUACUCAGUCGUUAACAAAGGUAGAAAGAGGAAUUACGAUGUGUUGGGCAGGUUGUAGAAGUAUUUAAUAUGGUGGAUCAACAACUAGCGACUUGAUGAUACAUUAAAUAAUUGUAGUAUAUAACGAAAUGAACCAAUUACAGAGCCUGGGAUUAGAAGAUUAUUACUAAACUGUAUUGAGUAUUUCCAAAAUUAGAGUACAUUUUGUUUCAUUUAAAAUACAGUUGAUUUACAAUAAAAGUUGAUGUAUGUAGCUUUCAUGAUUAGAACUGGCAAUGUCAAUCAACUUGGAAAUAACUACAUAUUGUGGAAGACACGUAUAAUAUAUAUGCAAAAAGACAACACACUAAAAGCCAGUGCAGCAAAUAUAUAUUACAAAAGAAAUUGCAUUUCGAUUUUUUAUGUAUACAAAUUGGUGCAUCUUUGUUUGGAAAAUUAUUUUACUGAUUACAGGAUGAGCCAAAUGUACUGUAAAUCUAGCAUCUUUAAUGCAUAAGUCAGUUUGUCAACCGGCAUACAAAUUCCACGUGUUGCAGAUAAUGAAAAGGAAUAUAUGGUGGCACGUUUUUGCUGAAAAUAGGUUUCUACACGGAAGGAAACAAGUCUAUUGCUGAGUAUUAUUUACAACAAAAAAAAAACAAAAAACUAAGUCCCACAAAAUUGUACAUACACUUAAACCAAGCCUGCACAAUAUGCGGCCCGCGGGCCGUACCCACUUGGCGGCCCGUGAAGUAACGAAAUAUUCGUUAUUCUUAUUAUUUUCUUAAAAAGGUUUUCCCCCUGUCUUAUUUUCUGUUGACCCGCAUACGUUUUUCAUAAAGUAUUUCAGCCCGAGUUAAUUUUGAGUUGCUCAGGCCUGACUUAAAUUAUUGCUAUCUUAGCCCACAAUGAUGAACACUUAGUUUCAAAGCGUACAUUAUUUUAACUAAUAUAAAAAAAAAAUAUCCCUCUCUUUGGUUGCCAGGACUGUUUCCAAAAAGAGCGGACGAGCGGGAGAGGAGUGGUGUUAAGUAUAUAUCUUUUUUUUUUCUUCUUUUUUUUUUAAACAAUUAA